Ruditapes philippinarum (Manila clam) is the source of this 4857-nucleotide messenger RNA. RefSeq lists its product as uncharacterized. The record is from RefSeq and is a predicted model, not a curated record. The transcript is spliced from 17 exons. The coding region runs from base 1461 to 4397 and encodes 978 amino acids. NCBI's taxonomy places the organism in Eukaryota, Metazoa, Mollusca, Bivalvia, Venerida, Veneridae. Gene Ontology annotation, molecular function: DNA binding.
AAUUUUCCAAGUCCUUAAAAAAUAUGUUACAUGUAAAAAGUAUAAAACAAAAUAAGUUAAAUAACUUCUUUAUGAAUCAAUUUAUUGCGCCAACACCUGUCAACAUUCAUUUCAUACAUUUUUCAAAAAAAACUUCAAAGUAUACUGGCAUGCGAGCAGUUCCCGUACAAAAAUCGUAUUUACUUAAACAUUAUUUUUUAUUACGCUCACUCCCCAAAAUUUGAAUGUUACACAUCACUAUUCGGCUCGUCACACAAAUCAUGGAAAUUCCAUCAUGUUCUAAACAUAGAAUAACCCUUAGUUAUGAGGCCUCAUAUGGGGUACCGAAAUUAUCCAUUAUUUUGUAUGAAGAGAAGUAGUUCCCGUACAUAAAAUUUAACCCAUUAUAAUUAUACAAUUUUGUUAUAUCGGACCUAUUUUUCAAUUAUAAUUGUUGAACAGACCAUUUUCUAAGAGAUGAAUAGAUGUAAUUCAGGAAAUAGAGCGUAGACUAAACGCUGGUAUCUAUUACCCGGUACCGUUACCCCAACGCAUUCUCAUACAAUGGCAUGCUUGAAUGCAUGAUAUUUUACGCAUCAAAGCCAUAAAAUUAUUUAAUAUAGUAAUAUUGAUCAAAAUUCUGAUAAUUAAACUAGUUUUCAUCACAUUGCCUACUUACCUGUAAACAGGUGGUAUUAGUGGAAAACCCUUUAACAUGCCUCACGUGUAAGUAUUUUAGCGCAUGCGCGCAAGGACGGAAUCCCCCAGAGAAAACAAGGUCACGUUUUGACAAAGCACAGGUGAAAGUGAUUUAAAAUGAGACUUUUAUACGUACUGCCGAACUGACACUUAGAUUUUGUCUCUUUUAUGCAUCUGCUUGAUUUGAAAUGAAUUUUUGAAGAUUGCAAGUAAAAAUCAAGCGUUUAAAUGAAAAAUACGGGUACUGCUUCUGUACGGGAACUGCUUGCAUGCCAGUACUGUUCAGUGUCAAAGAAUUGUCAAAGUAUUUAUGCCAGGAAUAGAAUAUUAAUUCCAAAUACAGGGGUUUUUUUUAGGAAAAGGGGAAGACGCUGGACGCUGGUAGGGAGGGGAAAAAAUAUACGAAAAAAGUCAAUUUGGGGAAACUUUAUUAUGACGUUAUUUAUACUAUAUACUUAACUACACAGUAGAGAGUUACAACUAUAUCUUUUUCCCCUUAAAAACUUUAUCAUCAUGCAAAAUAUUCUUUGCAGUAUAACAUAUUUUCUUAAUAUGUAUGGUGGUGAAUGGUUUUUAUACUUCUAUUUUUAUAUGAAAGUUAAUACAGUAUAGGUAUAAUAGUGUAUUUGUGACACACUUUAGCUCCAUAUAAGUCAUUUUCAUAAUAAGAAGUACAAAAUAUAUUACUUUACUAAAAAUAACCAAGAAAAUGACAAUAUUUUGAUAGCAACUGAUUUCCAGAAAUAGUACCGUUCAGUACGGGAUAUAGCCAAGAAAAAAAAAUGGCUGCCUCCAUGUUGAGACAGUACUUGCAGUUUCCUGCAAUGUUUUUGGUUAUUUUGGACAACAAUUGGUGGUUUAUCCUGCAUAAAAUGAAGAAAAAUAAUAUUUUAAACCAUUUGAAGGCAAGUUUGAAGCUCUCAGGAUCUCUGCAGAAAAAAAGAUUUUCACCCGAUGAUGAUGCAAAAUUUUUUUGCAAAGCUGGAGUUGACAAAGAAGGGUUUAAUGUCCGGUAUAUAUCUGACAUAAAAGUUCCACUACAGUGCACGGUAGAGAAAACAGAUGCAUUAUCAAGCACAUCAUCUAUUGCCCAGGAUAUGAGAGAAGACAGUGAUACUGGAGAACUUGAUGGUCAAGCCACUGAUAUAUAUGUAGAACAUGCAAACAACACCCAACCUUUAAUCAGAGAAGACAAUGAUACUGGAGAACUUGAUGGUCAAGCCACUGAUAUAUAUGUAGAACAUGAAAACAACACCCAACCUUUAAUCAGAGAAGACAGUGAUACUGGAGAACUUGAUGGUCAAGCCACUGAUAUACAUGUAGAACAUGCAAACAACACUCAACCUUUAAUCAGAGAAGACAGUGAUACUGGAGAACUUGAUGGUCAAGCCACUGAUAUACAUGUAGAACAUGAAAACAACACCCAACCUUUAAUCAGAGAAGACAGUGAUACUGGAGAACUUGAUGGUCAAGCCACUGAUAUAUAUGUAGAACAUGCAAACAACACCCAACCUUUAAUCAGAGAAGACAAUGAUACUGGAGAACUUGAUGGUCAAGCCACUGAUAUACAUGUAGAACAUGCAAACAACACCCAACCUUUAAUCAGAGAAGACAGUGAUACUGGAGAACUUGAUGGUCAAGCCACUGAUAUAUAUGUAGAACAUGAAAACAACACCCAACCUUUAAUCAGAGAAGACAGUGAUACUGGAGAACUUGAUGGUCAAGCCACUGAUAUAUAUGUAGAACAUGAAAACAACACCCAACCUUUAAUCAGAGACGACAACACAACAGAAAUAGAGGAGGAAAUUUCAGACAAUGCUCAGCCUAUAAUCAGUGCUAGAGAAACUGAUAACAGACAGAAAAAUGUGAAAACAAAGAAACCUGACCGCUUCUGUAUUUAUUGUAAGGAAAUAGUAAAAAAUGGCAAGCUAAAAAGACAUAUCACAAGAAAACAUGCGAAAGUCCCAGAAGUUAUGAACAUAUUACAGAAGGAAAAUAGAAUUCAGAAUCAGUUUUUUGAUGAAAAGAAAAAGGAAGGAAUAUCAGAGUAUAAUCUCAAGUUAAUGUCAGAAAACAAGAACCCAGCAAUGCGAGAAAGAAAACCGGUCUCUGAAGAUAAACUCAGAACAUGUGCUGAGUGUAAAGGGUAUUACUCAAACAAAUACUUUUACAAACACAAGUGCAAAAGUGAUAAACCUUAUGCAAUCAAACCAGCCUUGCUUCAGAAAGUAAAAAAAAGCAAAAUGGACAAUGACAGUGAAUUCCAGAAUAUCUUGAACAGAUUUGUUGAUGGAGAGGUGGGCAAUCUAAUUCGAAACAAUAAUAUACUACAGAUUAUAGGCUACAAGCAUUUUAAUAUGCGAAGACAUGAAGAAGGGAAGGGUGAUGAAGUUAGGAAAGUCGUCAUGUCUGAUAUGAGAGAACUUGCAAGACUGUACUUAACAUUUUCAGAGAUUAUUGGUGAGCAAAAAGCAAUUGAAGAAAUGUUUACCAGAGAACAUUUACAAGACCUUGCUGAUGCCAUUGAAAAAAUGGUUACAAGAAAAGACAAGACUGAAAAGUAUGGAUUAAAAUUGCUAUUAGAUGCAGUCAUUUUAAGAUCAAUAAAAACUUUGAUGGGCUAUUUUUCAGAAACAAUGCAGGAUGAAAAGAAGAAAAUACUCAAAGUGUAUCUAGAAGCAUACAGAUACAAAUCCAGUGAACUUUAUCCAAAGGCGCGACAAACAUGUGUCAAACAGUCUAUGAAAAAGUCAAGAAGACCAGAAAACUUGCCAUGUGAGAAAAAUCUCCAAAAGCUUCAAGACUAUAUUCACAUCAACAUUGAAAAAACUGUGCAAAACUUUCAUAUAAAAGACUAUAAACUUUUAAGAACAUUAGUAGUGUCAAGGCUAACAUUGUUUAAUGCUAGACGCGGAGAGGAGGCCCCUCGUAUGUUGUUAAAUGAAUGGGAGGCUGCUGAAAACAAUGUGUGGCUUCCCGAUGAGCAGAUACAGAAGAUCACUGAUGAUGCAGAAAAAUUUCUUGUAGGACAAUAUAAACUUUGCUACAUUUUAGGCAAGGGUAAGAAGUUUGUGCCAGUGUUGAUCCCAAAUGAUAUUGUUCUUGGUAUUAGAUUGCUGGUGAAAGAAAGGGCAAACUACAACAUUUGUGAGAACAACAAUUUUGUGUUUGCAACUGCAAAAAGAACUUCUCAUUGUUCUGGGUGGCAUGCACUCAGUGAAGUUUGCUCUGCAGCUGGGGUGGAAAUACCAAUAACUGCAACAGGGAUGAGACACAGACUGUCUACGAUAUAUGCUUCUCUCAAUAUGCCAGCAGACCAGAAGAAAAUCUUCCUGGAGCAUAUGGGCCAUGAGGAACAUAUUAACAGGGACAACUACCAAUGCCCCCGUGGUGUCCAAGCAGUGAAGGUGAUGGGCAGAAUUUUGAAGACUGUAGAGCAAGGCUCGUCUUCUACCCUCCUUGUGGAUGAUCUGUCUUCCAACCCCCUUAUGGAUGAUCUGUCUUCCACCCUCCUUGUUGAUGAUUCAUCUUCCACUGCCCUUGUAGAUGAUCCUGUUGACAUGGAGCAAGCAGAUGCCCAAGAUGGAGACAAAGACCAAAGUAAGGCAUUGAAGCAUAUUUUAUAUAUAUUUGUGUGUGUUGGGUUUAUUUACCCUCGCCACCGGUAUAAAACAAUAUGGGCGAGCAUAUGCUUCAUUUAUUACAGGGAAAAAACUUAAUUUAGUUAAUAUCUGCGUAUAUGACUAGUGAGUACAAUAUUUCCUGUCCCAAAUAUGCAAAUAAUUGCAGUAGAUGGAGCCGGAAAAAGGUGGGAUUAUAUCCCACACUUAGAUUAAAAAGCUGUAUUUAAAAUUUAAACUUAAAUUAAAAAGUGGGGAAGACGUUUAUACAUGUACGCCUUUUAUAUUUGGAACAAAAAAAACCCUUAUAACUAUGUUUAUUGACUGCUUAAUUUAUUGCAAAUCAUAUUUAAAGUGUUUAAACUAGUUUUGAAGGGGGGAAGACGCUUAUACGCGUACGCCUUCCUAUAACAGGCCAACGCAGUAAAUCACUGUAAAUCUUUGUUUUUAAAACUUUAUUUCAGACACGAAAAGGUUUAAUAAUAUAAACCUUAGCAAUACGCCUGAGAACAUAGCCUGUACCUUUCAAUUCGGCCAUCAUAUAAUAUAACUUCUUCUC